AUGUUGCCCCCGAGUUCGGAUGGCGGCGCCACAUUGCGAGAUCCGCGAGAUUUGCGACAUCUACGAGAUACUGCCCUGCCCACCGGCACGACGUUCGAAACUCUUGAGCACCGUCUGUCCCCCACGUACCACGUCGCGCUCCUCCUUGCUGGAUCAAGACAGCCACGACACGGGCACCGCCUCCCCGGAUCCGGGACUGAGGAGGACCCGUACCUUGUGGACUGGGCACCGGGCGAGCGAGCGAAUCCUUACAACUGGGCCAAGUCGUACCGCUGGGCAAUCACCGGCAUCAUUGGGAUAAGCACGCUGUGCAUCGCCUUUGCUAGCUCGGCGUACUCAACAGCUGUGAGCGGCAUCGUCGCCGAGUUCGACGCCAACCACCAACUCGUCGUCGCCGGCCUCAGCUUCUAUGUAAUCGGUUUUGGCGUGGGCCCUCUGGUCUGGGCACCAAUCUCGGAACUGUACGGUCGCAAUGUCGCGUUUUACUUCUCCUACCCCGUGUUCGUGUUGUUCAACCUCGUCGGCGCGCUCAGCCCGAACCUUGCGACCGUACUCGUGAGCCGGCUGAUAGCGGGAACGUUUGGCGCUUGUCCCAUCACCAAUGCCGGUGGGCAGAUCGGCGACAUGUUCCCGGCCCACGAUCGUGCUCUUGCAACGAGCUUCUUCUCACUCGCACCGUUCCUCGGGCCCGUCAUUGGGCCAAUCGUCGGCGGCUUUGUCGCAGAGUACCGCAGCUGGCGCUGGGUGUUCUGGGUGCAGUUCUUCUUCGGACUCACAAUGUGUAUCCUAUCGCUCAUCGUGGUGCCGGAGACGUACGCGCCGACACUACUCCGCCGUAAGGCCAAGCGUCUCCAGGCAGCGUCAGUAGCGGCUGGGACACCCGCAGUGUUCAUCGCCAAGUAUGACCGCGUGAACAAGUCGCCCGUACAGGUCCUGCGCACCAACCUUAUCCGUCCGUUCCAGCUGCUCUUCCGCGAGCUCAUCGCGGCCUGUUUGGCCAUCUACGGCGCGGUAAUCUACGGAACACUGUACCUAUUCUUCGAGGCGUUUCCGAUCGUGUUCGCGGAAAACCGCGGCUGGACUCUAAGCCAAGUCGGCCUCUCCUUCUUAGGUAUUGGGGUAGGUCUACUAAUCGGCAAUGCGAGCACACCCCUCUUUAACAGGCUCUACGAGCGCGCCGAGACCAAAGCCGAAGCAGAGGGCAGGGAGACGCCACCAGAAGCGCGUCUUCCGGGCUGUGCAGUUGGUGCAACAGCACUCCCGAUUGGUUUGUUCGUGUUCGCGUGGACAUGUACCCCAAACGUACACUGGAUCGUGCCCAUCAUCGCCUCGAUCCCGUUUGGGUCGGGCUUCCAGCUCAUUUUCACGGGCAUGCAGCUCUUCCUCAUCGACGCGUACCAGCUUUACUCGGCAAGUGCGCUGGCAAGCAGUGCAGUACUGCGUGCACUGGCCGGGGCGAUAUUUCCACUCUUUACGAACAAGAUGUAUACCCGCCUCGGACUGAAUUGGGCCGGUACAUUGGUAGCGUUCCUUGCGCUCGCAUGUGCGCCCAUGCCCUUCCUAUUCUAUCGGUAUGGCGCGUUCCUCCGGCGCCACUCCAAGUAUGCUCCGUCUGGCCCUCGCGAGGGUGGGAGCGAGUGUGCGGAUAAAGUCCCCCAGCCGCCCGUGGAUGAGGCGCUCGAACCAGAAUAUGCGCCGGACGCCGGCGACGACGCAGGCGUCGAUACCUGUACACCGGACUGGGAGGGGAUACGCGUGGAGAAGACGGGGAGAGAGAUAGAAGGCGGCGAUAUCGUGUAG
Cutaneotrichosporon cavernicola is the source of this 1800-nucleotide messenger RNA. RefSeq lists its product as uncharacterized. Gene Ontology annotation, cellular component: plasma membrane. Bases 1 to 1800 code for a protein of 599 amino acids. Lineage: Eukaryota; Fungi; Basidiomycota; Tremellomycetes; Trichosporonales; Trichosporonaceae. Gene Ontology annotation, molecular function: transmembrane transporter activity. The transcript is spliced from 5 exons. The record is from RefSeq and is a predicted model, not a curated record. Gene Ontology annotation, biological process: transmembrane transport.